Molecule: messenger RNA, 3034 nt
Organism: Oryzias latipes (Japanese medaka)
Lineage: Eukaryota; Metazoa; Chordata; Actinopteri; Beloniformes; Adrianichthyidae
Gene: hmx3b
Product: H6 family homeobox 3b
Biological process (GO): regulation of transcription by RNA polymerase II
Cellular component (GO): nucleus
Molecular function (GO): RNA polymerase II transcription regulatory region sequence-specific DNA binding; DNA-binding transcription factor activity, RNA polymerase II-specific
Source: RefSeq, a predicted model, not a curated record
UAUUUGAGGUUUCGAUGCAUUAGUUCACUUUUAGCCCACAAUAAUCUAUUCAAAUGCUAACAUAUAUUAAUAAUAUCAACAUUAUAACAGUACAAAUGAACACAGAUAAUAGAGCAUAUGCCUAUUUUUUGCUGUGGUAAUUGUCUUUUACAAACUUUAAUUACGGAUAAUUUAUUAUUUUCAAUGUAUUCUUUUACAUAAAAGACACAGCAAUGUUAAAUAUAUUUACAUUUAAAAUAAGAAUAUAAAAAUAUGCAUUCCUUGAGGAAGCAAAAAUGUGUCCUUUUUUUAAAAAAAAGGACACAUUUUAUAUACAAAAAAGUAUAUAAAAUAUAUUUUUAAAAACAUCUCAGCUUAUCACUCAGAAUCUUCUUGUGAGUGACAGGUUAUAAAUGAAGGUUUGGCAGAGAACAAACCAUUAAGAUAUUUCCAAAAAUCACUAAUAAAAUAGAUAAAGGAGGCCCAGGCCUGGGCUUGCAUGUCUGAUUGAGUGGUUUCCCUCUCUCUGAUCCACUCACAGUUGUCUGUUUUAAUGAAUGUAAUCUGAUGAAAACACACAGCUAUCAUCCUUUUUUUUUUACUUUGCAAAGCUCUGCUGCCUCUUCCUCCACCCCCAUCUUUAACACAGCUAUGAGACCUCUAAUUAUGCAAAGAUUCAAGUAGCUUUUCACUAAACACAGUGUUGUCCUUUGGAACUGAAGAGUGCUUCACAAGCUAAAAGGACAGGCUGUGUGCAAGCAGGUUGAGCAAAUUCAAUUUGUUUGAUUAGUUCUCUGCAUCUGCUUCCUGUUUGGUUUAAAUGGUGACUGUUAAAUAUAGUUUUUGUCUUUUUCAGGGAUUUUUCUGUUCUACUUUCCUGUGUAUAAAUGCAUUUUUUUCCAAGUGUUAGUGCAAAUUAACGGAUGUAAUAAAAUCUUUCCCCCAUGGAAUCAGUGUGACAUAAACACUGGUUUUUGAUAAAUGUGCAGCCAAAGCAUGUUUUCCUUCGCCCUAAAGCACAUCCCAACUAACAAAAUUAUAUUCCAAUUCCAUGCGCGCUGAAUCAGAAGGUCACGUCAAAACAUUUACAAGAAACAAACAUUGAAUGGUUGACUCCUUUUUGGAGUUUCGAUUAAAAAAAUACUUUUUUCCGAAUGCGCAUUCACGUUUUGCGUAAAUGCCAUUUUUGGUCAGGCUGUUUAGUUGUGUUUGUGCGUAAAUAUCUGUGCCAUUCAAUCAUCUUAGGUUCCUGACAGGUGAUUGCGCACGCCCAACUCCACCCAAAAAUCCCAGCGACAUCUUCCCCUUUCAUCUAAUUGGAUGAUAAGUGGGUGCAUUACUGUUGAGCCCGGAGCCAAAACGCUUGCGCGGCCUUUUUCUGCGGAAUCCACUCGCGUUUGCAUCUCAAACCCCAUUUGCUAAUGCACCUGUCCAAUAGCAGAAGCCGAGCGCGUUUUAACUCGGGUGGCAUUCUUGUUUGUCCCAUCAUUGCGAUGCAGCGCAAGUUUGGCGCGCUUGUCUCCGUGUCCACCUGAGGAGCCGGACGGCGCUCCUCCAAGUUCUUCUCUCUUCCUUUGAUUUCUAACUUCAACAAAGACAAACAAAUCUGCUGAUCCUCUGUGCAGCCGCUUUGAGGAUUUCUGUUUAUCCUCAGCCAAAAGUGAACGGCGAUGGCAGACUCUGAUGCGCAGGAGACUCGCCCACCAGCAAAAGACUCGCCGUUCUCCAUCAAGAACCUGCUGAAUAUUGAAGACAAGCCCACGAAGCCAAAGAACGGGCUCGGUUCGUCCAAAGGAGUUUUCGAAAGCGGCUUCUUUUCUCGACUCGGGGAUUUGUCCCUCCCUCGGUUUGAGCUGCCCGCACAGAGAAUUGGACUACCGGCGCAGUAUCUGGAAAGAGCGUCAGCCUGGUGGUACCCAUACGCCCUCGGAACACAUUUCAGGACAGCAGGAGCUGAAAAGGUGAACCAGAGGGAGACAUCACCAAUACUGGACAGGCACACCCCAGAUCCCCCCAAAAGUGACCAAGAAUCCAAAGAGGAGAGCGCCGACGACGAAAUUGCGCUGGAAGAAAGUGACGCAGAGGAGCCAAAGAAAGAAACAGACCAAGAGGAUGACUGGAUGAGGGAAGGGGACGACCUGGAGUCGGACAAGAAGCCCUGUCGAAAGAAGAAGACGCGCACAGUGUUUUCCAGGAGUCAGGUCUUCCAGCUGGAGUCCACCUUCGACAUCAAGCGCUACCUGAGCAGCUCGGAGCGCGCAGGCCUAGCCGCGUCGUUGCACCUGACGGAGACGCAGGUGAAGAUCUGGUUCCAGAACCGCAGGAAUAAGUGGAAACGGCAGCUGGCCGCGGAACUGGAGGCGGCCAAUAUGAGUCACGCGGCAGCGCAGAGGAUUGUAAGGGUCCCCAUACUGUAUCACGACAGCGGGGCCCCGGAAACGACAGGGGGUCCCGGGACAAACUCGCCCGGCGGCCAGCCACUGCUGUCUUUCCCCCACCAUAUGUACUAUUCCAAUGCAGUGCCGCUUCUGAGGCCAGUUUAAAGAUUUGGUUUGAGACAAUGUCACAUUGUUUUUAAAAGAAAAAGUAAAAACCAGAUAAAAUUUUGUAUAUUUUGUAGAUUUACGUUAAUAACUACAAUUAUUAUUAUUAUUAUUACUAUUUUGUUGCAAGGCAGUUAUGGAAAAACAGCUACAAAAUGAUAUUAUUUCUAUUGAUAGACUAUGUGUUUUUAUUUUAGUGGUUCAAAAAUGGUUUACUCGUGCAUUUUUAAAAGAACUGUGUCCGUUUUUAAUUUUAAAAAUGUGUCAUUAACUUUUUUUGUGCAAUAAUGCUGGCCUAAGCAGCGGAUCACUGUCAUCCAUAGCUCAUUUUAAAGGGAGGGGGGAUUUUUAUUUGCUUUGUAAUUGUGAGGACAAUCAUUUAAACCUUUAUAAAAUAGCUGAAAGUAGAAGGCAUUUUAAAAGCUAUACAAAAAGGCGACUUUUGGUGUCGGUUUCUGUGUUUGUUUGUUUUUUAAUUCUGUAUAUUAUGUGGUCGUACUCAGUAAAGAUUU